UAUAAACCUUGAUGUAUGUACUUUCCCCUAUCAGGUGAUCAGCUGAUUGAACUUUGUUAGAGGUCGUAAAAAUGCUGCGUAGCAAGAUUUUAAGAUUGCUUAGCCCAGCCAUCAAUAGAAGAUGUAUGUCCAGUGUCCCAAAGAUUCCACUCACCUUGGUGGAAGUGGAUGAUAAAAGUGGAAUUGCGACAUUAUCAAUGAAUCGUCCGCCAGUCAAUCUUCUCGAUAUUGAUAUGAUGAACAGCAUCAUCGAGUCCAUAACUGAAAUAGAAUGCAAUAAGAGUCAUGGCCUUAUCUUGACAUCGUCCAACGAUCGCGUUUUCUGUGCAGGUCUGGAUCUAAAUGAGCUACAGAAACCGAAUCCGGAACGCUUAAAGGAGUUCUGGGCAAUCCUGCAGGAUUUGUGGUUAGCCCUCCAUCUUUGUAGUGUGCCCACAGCAGCGGCGAUAAAUGGACAAGCUCCGGCGGGAGGAUGCCUUCUUGCAACCGCUUGUGAGUAUCGUGUAAUGAUGCCGGAACUGAUUAUUGGCAUAAAUGCAGUACGAUUUUCCUAUGUGGUUCCAAGAUGGUUUAUGUUAUCCUAUAUGAGUGUACUCCCGCGUCUUGUGGCCGAGCGUGCCCUUACCCAAGGAAAACUAUUCACCACCGCGGAAGCUCUGCAAGUGGGACUUAUCGAUGAGGUGGCCUCCAGCAAGGAGGAAGCCAUAAGCAAGUGCUCUUCGUUUAUUGGCACUUUUAGUAAAGUGAAUCCAAUAGCCAGGAGUCUGACCAAAAAACAAUUCCGAGAAUCAGAUGUUCAGAAGUUGCUGGCCGAUCGAGUUGGGGACAUAAAAGAAUCUGUGGAAUACAUAAGUGGUCCAUUGCUACAAGAAGGAUUGGCUGCAUAUUUAAAGGAAUUAAAAAGCAAAAGCAGCUCUAAGCCGCGAAAGUCUUAAGAUUUUUCUAGAAAAGUUUUUGAUUUGCAUUUAUUGUAUUAAUGUUACUUAAUAUUAGUAUUGUUUUUUUGUAAUUGUUAUUCCAGGAACAAGUGUUCAUUGCUCACAUGGGCUUAGCCAUAUGUAUGUAAAUUUCCAUUUUAAUAUUCCACUCUGUAAACUAUAUUUUAAUGAUCAGUCUUCGUUUGGCUGUUCCGUCAAAUUGGUCAGAGAUGCCAUCAUUUGUUCCAUAAAAGAAUUGAUUUCCAAUAUUUUGGCUCGAUGACGAUCAAUUUCUUUGCUAAAAAAAAGAAAUUUUUGAAUAAAAUAGUUAUGGGUAUUGGUUGGUCUAGGAAAA
Drosophila willistoni is the source of this 1272-nucleotide messenger RNA. Its product is annotated as enoyl-CoA delta isomerase 1, mitochondrial. The record is from RefSeq and is a predicted model, not a curated record. Gene Ontology annotation, molecular function: enoyl-CoA hydratase activity. The transcript has 4 exons. Gene Ontology annotation, biological process: fatty acid beta-oxidation. Bases 72 to 935 code for a protein of 287 amino acids. Gene Ontology annotation, cellular component: mitochondrion. NCBI's taxonomy places the organism in Eukaryota, Metazoa, Arthropoda, Insecta, Diptera, Drosophilidae.